This is a messenger RNA of Passer domesticus (house sparrow), 2299 nucleotides long. Its product is annotated as zinc finger protein 501-like. Bases 58 to 1509 code for a protein of 483 amino acids. Lineage: Eukaryota; Metazoa; Chordata; Aves; Passeriformes; Passeridae. The record is from RefSeq and is a predicted model, not a curated record. The transcript has 2 exons.
GAUUUCCCAUUCCCAGACCUUAUCUGGAUAGAGGAGAAGGCUGCGAGGAAGCAGAAUAUGCUCCAGAACACUGAGGCAGACAAGGAGCUGAAGAUGGAGAGCAGGGAGGACAAAUCCCCACGGCAGAACCUCAUGGACGAGGCCGUUUUGAGCGGCUCCACAGCACGGGAACCUAAUGGGGCUGAAAAGCCUCAGAGAUCCCUCAGGAGGAGGGGCUCCAAACCCAGCCCAGGAUAUGCUGAGGGAGAAAGACCCAGCCUGUGCCAGGAAGGCAGCCAGAGAUCUGGCCAGAGCUCUGAGGUGGUGGUCAAUGAGCAGCUUAAUGAUGGCAAGAAGCCCCACCAGUGCUUGGAAUGUGGGAAGAGUUUUCCUGCGAGCUCCCACCUGAUAAUCCACCAGAGGAUCCACACCGGGGAACAGCCCUACGAGUGUGGGGAAUGUGGGAAGAGCUUCAGGAUCAGCCACCAACUCACUGCCCACCAGAGGAUCCACACUGGGGAACGGCCCUACGAGUGUGGGGAAUGUGGGAAGAGCUUCAGGAUCAGCCACCAACUCACUGCCCACCAGAGGAUCCACACUGGGGAACGGCCCUACGAGUGUGGGGAAUGUGGGAAGAGCUUCAGGAUCAGCCACCAACUCACUGCCCACCAGAGAAUCCACACGGGGGAACGGCCCUACGAGUGUGGGGAAUGUGGGAAGAGGUUCCAGACCAGCUCCCACCUGAUCACCCACCGAAGGAUCCACACUGGGGAAUGGCCCCACGAGUGUGGGGAAUGUGGACAGAGGUUCAGGAUCAGCUCCCACCUGAUCGCCCACCAGAGGAUCCACACCGGGGAACGGCCCCACAAGUGUGAGGAAUGUGGGAAGAGCUUCAGGAUCAGCUCCCACCUGAUCGUCCACCAGACGACCCACACCAGUGAACGGCCCUAUAAAUGUGGAGAAUGUGGGAAAGGCUUCAGGAGGAGCUCCAGCCUGAAACUCCACCAGAUGACCCACACUGGGAUACGACCCUAUGUGUGUGGGAAAUGUGGGAAGGGCUUCCGUGACAGCACUGGCCUGAUCAUCCACCAGACAAUGCACACUGGGGAAUGUCCCUACACGUGCUCAGAAUGUGGGAAGAGCUUCAUUGAGAACUCCAGCCUGAUUAUGCACCAGAGGAUCCACACUGGGGAGAGGCCCUACGAGUGCGGGGAAUGUGGGAAAAGCUUCAUCCAGAGCUGCCAUCUGAUUCUCCACCAGAGGAUCCACACUGGGGAGAGGCCCUGUAAGUGCAGGGAAUGUGGGAAAAGCUUCACUGCGCCCUCCGCCCUGAUUGCCCACCAGAGGAUCCACACUGGGGAGAGGCCCUACAAGUGCGGGGAAUGUGGGAAAAGCUUCAGCCAGAGCUCCAGCCUGACUGUCCACCAGAGGAUCCACACUGGGAAGAAGCACUAUGAGUGUCCUGAGUGUGGGGAGAGGUUUCAGAGCAGAUACCGUCUCCUCAAGCAUCAGCAGAUUCACACAGAAUAGAGGCCCUUCCGCUGCCCCGAGUGCAGGAGGGGCUUUAAGAAAAACUCCACCCUCAUCACCCACCAGCGGAUCCACGCUGGGGAGAGGCCCUAAGAGUGUCCCAAGUGUGGCAAGCGCUUCUCCCAGAACUCUACUAUGACCCAGCACCAAGGGAGGCAGCAGUAAGGGAAGGCCUACAAGUGCCCCGUGUGCAGGAAGAGCUUUGAGCGCUGCUCCAACUCCAUCCCCCACUGGAGGACCCCCAUUGGAUGGUCCACGAUGACCCUCGUUUGGCAGAGACUUGGUGAUCCAUGGUCCCUUUGAGCCAUGUUAGGAAGAAACCUGGCUGGUGGUCUCCACAUCUUCCUGGCUCCUCUUGGACACUUGGGCAGCAGGAGAAAAAUCCAUUGGGAUGCAAACCGAAUUCAGAAUUUCAUAGGGGACCGUACAGUUUUUUACUUUCGACCCCAAAAAUAUCUCACGUUUUGCAUCCAAUCAUUUCUUCAGGUGGCAUCAAGGAAUACUGGAUGGUGUUGGAGGUCUUUUCCAACCUAAAUCAUUCUAUGAUUCUAAUUCUCCCUAGCCUAGAGACAUCUUCCACAGCCAAAUGGUGAUGGACUGGGGCACAAAACCAGGAUUUUGGAGAAAAUGGAGUGGAAAUUCCUCUAGAAAAGAUCCUUUCUACCCACCCAGGCACAUGGAUACUCAGCCAGCAUGUACACAUAAAUCCUUUUAUUUUGGCCUUGAUUUUCCUUCAUAUUUCUUUAUCCCUUCACCCACCAUUGGGGUAAAAAUAAAGACAUUUAACUAA